GGCGGAUGUGGGCGAGGGGUCUCUUGUGCCUUCAAUAAUGCUACGCUGGUAGUGGGCUCUCUGUGCAUAUCUGCGCUGCAUACGGCAGUUCGCUGCCACACGGUUGCAGAAGCAAUAUUGGUCUUAUUUGGCGUCGAAGCUUGGAAGGUGGGCUGGCGUCUGGUUCUGUCUGAAGCAUGCUCUUCGCCUGUGAACUGUCAUUAAUUGUCCCGACCCAAGUGCGUGUUCAUGACACAUGGCCGUGUCCACCGUGACCUGUACGAUGGAGGCUUAAACGGCUGCGAGAUGGAGGUUGAAAGAGUUUUCUCCUCGAACGAGUUGUCACCUCCGCGAAUAAUAUCCACCACGUUGCACUGGGGUUUCCGCAAUCAAAUAUUGGUGAAGCAUGACACAAAGGAAUCGAUCACAAAAUCGAGUUCCGAGGGAUCGAAGCGAAGGGUCCGCGAAAGAACAGACUGGACUCCAAAAAAACUGUCCAACAACCAGAGACCAACGACCAACGCGGCGGAUCAGAUCCCUGACAGGCCGCAGCGAAGCCCCAUCGCGUAUUCCAUGUUAGUGCCACCGGCCCAGGGCGGCCGAGGCGUCUGUGUUGCUGCGUCUGCAGCCUGCAUCUUGUAUCCGUACGCAGUACCCGCUAGUGUUGGCAGGCCUUGUGCGGCGGCAAGCACACGAUCGUCGCGAGUACAGCAGCUUGCAAAGCAAACUGUAGCACAAGAGGUCCUGCCAUCUGCCUGCAAAGCUUGCAGUUCUGUUUCUUCUGCCAUUGUCAUUUCCUCUCAUGACAGUAUCGGUGACCGUCAAGUCUCAAGAAGUGAUCUCUGCGGCAGAUGGCAGCUUUCUGUCUCGGCACUGCUUGUCUGGAUUUGUGCCAUGUGUGUCUUUGGCGUGCUCAUGUUUUUGUAUGUGGACUGGAUAUGUGGAUUAUGUAUCCGCACUCCGUACGGUCGCAUGCGUCGCGCUCUCUGCACCAUGUUGCAAUUUGUCGACGCACCCUAUGCUUGCUGCUCCUCCGGCUCUUGA
This is a messenger RNA of Colletotrichum acutatum, 1023 nucleotides long. RefSeq lists its product as uncharacterized. The record is from RefSeq and is a predicted model, not a curated record. The coding region runs from base 229 to 1023 and encodes 264 amino acids. The transcript has 2 exons. Lineage: Eukaryota; Fungi; Ascomycota; Sordariomycetes; Glomerellales; Glomerellaceae.